AUGACAGCUCCUCUCUCUCAACAAACAGUCUCAGUCAAAGACGCAGCCGCAGUUCGCAAGCGCAGAAGACGUGCUCCAGCUGGAGGUGCUGCGGAUGACUGCUUCACUUGCUCGAAACGAAAUGUCAAGUGUGACCGCCGACGGCCAUACUGCUCUCAAUGUCUAGAAAUUGGAAAUGAAUGCUCCGGAUAUAAGACUCAGCUCACCUGGGGAGUUGGAGUUGCUAGCAGAGGCAAGCUUCGCGGACUUUCGCUUCCCAUCGCCAAGGCUCCUCCAGUAUCUCGAGAGCCCAAGAAGUCCCCCGUGGCUCGAGGCCGUGCCAACUCGACGGCGGCCGUUAUGGCUGCUCACUGGGUAGAACAAGAAGAGGCCAAGAGACACCGAGGGCCCAUCGAUAUCCCGUCAGUGACGCAUUCCGUCUCAACUCCAGCAAACUCAUAUCCCGGACAUGGGUACGACUAUCUUUCCAUGUCCCACCCUGAGAACGGCACAACUGUUCCUCAACAUGGCUGGGGCAAUAUUCAUUACUCCAGCGGACUUGUACAUUCGCCGGACGCAACACCAAAAUACUCCAAAUUUCCCCUUCCUCUUAUUACAGAUGGUCUAUCAUCAUCAGUCGACUCUGUAAGCGAUGUGGACUAUCUUUCCCCUCUUAGCCAAACAUAUUCACGCGAUGAAAUGCCCUUUGGUAGUGGAUCAUCUGUAAUUUAUGACGGAUACGGGAGAAACCAGCACUCUCCCGUCUCCCAAAGUCCUCCUUCAGGACUAGUUCUAGACCACACUCGUGUGCCAACGUCGUGUCCUGGCUUGGUAUACGCCGUAUCAGAACAUGGCUCGAGUAUCAACUCUCACUUGGACCCGUUCGACACACACCUGAGCCACAAACUGAUGCGGGAGUGUGACAGCCUCAGUGUUCCACAAAUCGACGUAUUCAAUUCAAGUUGCAGCCCCGCUGCCAAUAGCUGGACAUCAUCCUCGCAUCAGCGCGACGAAGAAAUUCAGUCACCGCAAUCCGAACACGCGUCGAACAGGUGGCCUACCACGAUUCGAGAACCCGAGCCUUUUCGAGUUAGCCCGGACCUCGUAGCGAGGAUGCCAUUUUUCAUGGACUAUUACAAAAACACUAUUGCGCCUUCCAUGGUAUAUAUCGAUGGACCACACAACCCUUUUCGGGAUCAUGUCCUUCAGCUGGCGGUUCACAGUCAAAGCCUUCAGCAUGCUAUCUGUGCCUUAUCGGCUUGCAACCUGCGAAUGAAGAGGAAAUUGAGCCUUGGGCAAGACACGCAGGAAUUGCUUGAGAAGCUCACAACGGAAAAGAAUGCCAUCGACAGUCUUGGUGAUCGCCAGCCAGAUGAUCCCUCAUUGGCCGAAGAGUUUCAGCACCGAAAUUUGGCAGUAAACCUUCUCAAUGAGCAGCUCAACGAUCCGCUUAAAUCUACACACGACUCUGUCCUAGCCACUAUCCUUCUUCUCUGCCACUACCGUAUGGUAGAGUCUGGCGUGGCCAAGUUCCACACCCAAUUUGCUGGUGUGAAAAAGAUCUUGUCCAUGCGAACAGAACAGUUUGGCCCUUCCAGGGGCUCGGCAUGGAUCGAAGCACUGUUUACCUAUUUUGACGCCAUCUCGGCAAGCAUUAAUGAUCGCGAGGCCCAGCUUUCCCCAGCCGUGGAUGAUGGGUCACCGCUGUUGCCCCUCGGCGCAGAAAAUCUUGUGGGCUGUGACAGGGAAUUAUUCAAGACGAUUAGCAAGCUUGGUAGAUUGAAUCUACUUUCGCAACAUCGCCCCGUACAAAACAUGGCAUCUUCUCGUCGACCAAGCGCUGACACUGCACCAAGUCAUCGGAUGGUUGGAUCCCCAGUUGUUCACUCAUACAGUGCUGGUAUCACCAACGUGGGCAGCCUUCACACGCCACAAAAUCAACACGCGCAGCAGCAACCACAACAUCAACAGUCACAACAGCUUGGUGACUUGUACCCGGCACCUGCGCACCGCUUUGACGGUAACGGAUUUGGUACGACACUUGAUGACGAUGAGAUUCUCGCCUCUGCCCUGUGCACAUCUGCAGCAUUUGAUGACAGUCGGUCACUGUUCUGGCGCGAAUGGAAGGAGGCACGAAUGUCAUUGCAGAACUGGCAGUUUGACGCAGUUGCAGUUGCGGCAUCGUUGCCGGGAUCUCCCUGCCCGUCCGAGGUUCGGGAUCUUGGAUCUCUGUCAGAGGCUUUCCGGUAUGCCGCCCUCCUCUACACCGAGCGCCUCGCGGGUCCGGGCACGCCAUCAAGCCACACAAACUUCCAGAACCUAGUCAGUCAAGUUGUCUACUACGCCACCAGCCUCGAUGCCGGCAGCACGGCCGAGAAAUUUCUCCUUUGGCCAUUGUUCGUCGCGGGUUCUGAGUGCGUCAAUGAAUUACAACAAAAUAUUGUGCGAACCAAAUGCCGCGACAUCAUGGCCCGGUCUGGUUACAUGAAUAAUCUGUCGGCCCUGGACAUUCUAGAGAAACUGUGGGCCGGUGAGUUCAAUGCCGCCACACCCGACUUGCGUCACAGGUCCGGCCCGGCCAAGAUGGCCGGCUGCCGAGGACCGUUCAAUUGGGCAAAGUGCUUUGGCGGACCUGGAGCUGAGGCCGAGUGGAUCAUGUUUUGA
Messenger RNA from Metarhizium acridum CQMa 102, 2643 nucleotides. RefSeq lists its product as uncharacterized. Gene Ontology annotation, cellular component: nucleus. The record is from RefSeq and is a predicted model, not a curated record. Lineage: Eukaryota; Fungi; Ascomycota; Sordariomycetes; Hypocreales; Clavicipitaceae. Gene Ontology annotation, molecular function: RNA polymerase II cis-regulatory region sequence-specific DNA binding; DNA-binding transcription factor activity, RNA polymerase II-specific; zinc ion binding. Gene Ontology annotation, biological process: positive regulation of transcription by RNA polymerase II.